This is a messenger RNA of Otolemur garnettii (small-eared galago), 829 nucleotides long. It is a transcript of the gene MXD3, whose product is annotated as MAX dimerization protein 3. Gene Ontology annotation, molecular function: protein dimerization activity; DNA-binding transcription factor activity, RNA polymerase II-specific; RNA polymerase II cis-regulatory region sequence-specific DNA binding. The transcript is spliced from 6 exons. Lineage: Eukaryota; Metazoa; Chordata; Mammalia; Primates; Galagidae. The record is from RefSeq and is a predicted model, not a curated record. The coding region runs from base 1 to 621 and encodes 206 amino acids. Gene Ontology annotation, biological process: regulation of transcription by RNA polymerase II.
AUGGAACCCGUGGCCAGUAACAUCCAGGUUCUGUUGCAGGCGGCAGAGUUCCUGGAGCGCCGUGAGAGAGAGGCUGAGCACGGCUAUGCGUCCUUGUGCCCACACCGCAGUCCGGGUCCUAUCCACAGGAGGAAGAAGCGACCCCCUCAAACUCCUGAUGCGCUGGACAGUGGGCGGUCUGUGCACAAUGAGCUGGAGAAGCGCAGGAGGGCCCAGCUGAAACGAUGCCUGGAGCGGCUGAAGCAGCAGAUGCCCCUGGGGACUGACUGUGCCCGAUAUACCACACUGAGUCUGCUGCGCCGUGCCCGGAUGCACAUCCAGAAGCUGCAGGAGCAGGAGCGGUGGGCGCAGCAGCUCAAGGAGAAGCUGCGUGGCGAGCAGCAGAGCCUGCAGCUGCAGCUGGAGCAGCUCCGAGGGCCAGUGGGGGCGGGCGAGCGAGAGCGGCUGCGCACCGACAGCCUCGACUCCUCAGGCCUCUCCUCGGAGCGCUCGGACUCCGACCAAGAGGAACUGGAGGUGGACGUGGAGAGCCUGGUGUUUGGGGGUGAAGCUGAGCUGCUGCAGGGCUUCAGCGCCAGCCAGGAGCACAGCUACUCGCACAGCGCAGGCGCCUGGCUCUGAUGUGCUACCCCAGGUCGGGCCUCUGCCCUGACCACCCUCUGCUGGCACUGGGCAGAUUCUGCCAGGCAAGAUUCCUCUCCAGGCCUCAAGGGCUGCUCAAGAGUCACCUGUUGAAAUGGACUGAAAGGACGCUUGGUGUGGGAACUGGUGCUCCUUUCAUACUGUGCUGCUGCCAGGCAGUUGCUCCAGUGGGACUAGGGUAGGACUC